AUGAAUGCAGAUCAGAUACCUCCUAUCGCCAUUAUCGGCAUGAGCAUGAAACUACCAGGAGAUAUCAAAUCCUCGCAGGCUUUGUGGGAUAUCUUGAAAAAUGCCCAAUGCCUUACAGGAAAGAUCCGCGUCCAAAACGCCCACUUCAUGAACGAAGACCCGCGGGCAUUUGACGCCCCCUUUUUUAGCAUGUCCCCUGCAGAGGCGUGUAUACUAGACCCUCAACAGCGAGGCUUGCUGGAAGGCGCGUUCCAUACUUUUGAGAACGCCGGAUAUCCGAUCGAUAAAAUUGCUGGCACCAACACGUCUGUUUUUUGUGCUUCCUUUGGACGCGACAAUGAAGCUAUCGUCUCACGGGAUCCCGAAUUCCAAUCCAGAUACCAGGGGACCUCGUCAGGCAGCACUAUGCUAUCCAACCGAGUUAGUUAUUUUUAUGACCUUCAUGGUCCCUCUAUCACGGUUGACACAGCAUGCUCAAGUGGGCUAUAUGCUCUUCACUUGGGCUGUCAGAGUGUUCUUUCCGGGGAGUCCGACAUGAGCCUCAUUUGUGGAGCCAAUGUUUAUAUGACACCCGAGUGCAUGAGUAUUCCACUCAGUAACGCUGGAUUUUUGGGACCGGAUGGUCGAUCAUACAGCUUUGACCAUCGGGCAAAUGGUUAUGGGCGUGGCGAGGGCUUUGCUUUCAUUCUCAUCAAAUUGCUACACAACGCGGCACGAGAUGGAGAUGUCAUCCGAGCUGUCAUCAGGGCAACGGGGGUUAACCAGGAUGGCAGAACCCCAAGCAUCACACAGCCUAACUCCAAAGCCCAGGUCGAUCUUAUACGAAGGACUUACCAGGCGGGCGGCCUGGACCUUGCUCACACCGAGUACGUUGAAGCUCAUGGCACCGGGACCCCUGUGGGGGAUCCCAUAGAAGCUAGUGGCAUCGGCGCAGUAUUCCGGCAGCAUCGCACCAGGCCAGUUCAUAUUGGAUCAAUCAAGUCCAAUAUAGGACACCUUGAAGGGGCAAGCGGUAUCGCUGCGAUUCUCAAGACGGUGCUGAUUCUGGAGAACGGUGUGAUUCCCCCAAACGCGAAUUUUGAGAAACUCAACCCCGAGAUCGACGCAGCAGCCUUGAAUAUCAAAGUCCCAACAAGCCCAGUAGCUUGGCCUUCUUCAGGAUUACGGCGCGCGUCAGUCAGUUCUUUCGGUUACGGCGGAUCAAAUGCUCAUGCCGUGCUGGAGGACGCACAGAAUUAUUUACGUCUCCGUAACCUCAAGGGUUAUCACUUGCUGCCAGACUUCCGUUCCACAGCCCACAGAACAGUAAGUAACGGUCUUAUAAGCGGUGAACCCAACGACAUUGACAGCUCCAUCAACCUGAAUGGUUCGUCAAGAAAUAGGACUCAAGUUUCACGCGCUGUCCUCGUUUUGUCCUCUUUCGACGAGGAUGGCAUUCGCCGAUUGGCCGAGAGCCUAGAACAACACUUGGCCCUCUUCCCUUCACGAGUGCAAACUAAAGAGGACUUGAACAACUUGGCUCACACGUUGUUGACCCGGAGAUCCGUUUUCAAUUGGCGGGGAUUUACCAUUGUAGAUCUUGCCAAUGGUGUUCUCUCCAAACUGGCAGAGGGUCUAUCGAUACCCAACCUAACCUUGUCCUCCAAGAAUUCUCUCCUCAACUUCGUCUUUACUGGACAAGGAUCUCAGUACGCACGUAUGGGCCUUGAUCUAAUUCAGUAUCCGGUGUUUGAGCAGAGCGUUUUGAAAUCUGACCGUCAUUUAUCCUCUAUUGGGUGUUCUUGGUCAGUCUUGGAAGAGCUCGAGUUCUCGGAAUCUCGAUCACGUGUUCAUUCUCCAGCAGUUUCCCAGGCGCUUUGCACAAUCAUCCAGGUUGCUCUCGUUGAUCAGCUGCGAGCCUGGAAUGUGACACCUACUGCUGUGUGUGGACACUCGUCUGGUGAGAUUGCUGCUGCGUACUGUGCCGGUGCAAUCACAAGGGAGAGCGCGUGGUCUAUUGCGUAUUUCCGCGGGGUUGUUGCCGAGAGGCUGAGUUCCGAUCCCAAGUUAGGGCCGACAAGGAUGAUGUCGGUUGGCAUGAGCCUCGAAGAUGUGCAGCCUUACUUGAAAGGUUAUCAAGUCUGUGUGGCCUGCGUCAACAGUCCUCAGAGCGUCACUUUGUCUGGGGCCCAAGAGUCAAUCGAUAAGCUUUGGCGCCGACUUGAAGAUCAGGAGGUCUUCGCAAAAAAGUUGCCAGUACCGAUAGGUUAUCACUCAGAUGUGAUGCAAGCCGGAGCCGCUAUCUACCAGUACUACAUUUCCGGGCACAUUGCCAAACCUUGUCAAGGCGAAGCCCCCUGGAAUCACACAAUGGACUUCUUCUCCUCGGUAACUGGAACACGGAUUGAACUUGAGGAGCUCCGCAACCACGGCUACUGGGUAAGAAACCUAUUAUCACGCGUCCAAUUCUGCCAAGCUCUCCAAGCCAUGUCUCAGUCGGGCGACGUCAAGAAGCAAGGAAUUCGCAUCGUUGUCGAGGUAGGACCUGACGCUGGCCUGCGUCGCCCCAUCCAAGACACCCUCAAUCAAUGCUUGCCGCCCAAGUCAUGGAAAUAUGUUGCCACGAUGAAAAAGUCCGCUCAAGACGUCUCAAUUUUGCUGAAUCUUGUCGGCGAGCUAUGGAGCGUUGGUAUCAUCGUGGAUGUCAACAAAGCCAACCAAGACUCAACUGAUGCGGAGGGAACACCUAAACCGUUUGUCGACUUGCCUUCGUAUGCCUUCAACCACACCAAAUUGUUUUGGGAAGAAAGUCGAAUCAGCAAGCAGUAUUCUUUCCGUCCUUUUCGCCGUCAAGCACUGUUUGGGAUCCGAGACAAAGACUGGAAUCCUGCAGAGCCUACAUGGAAGAAUAGAAUCAGAGCCGAGGAAAGUCCUUGGAUCCUUGAACACGGCCUCAAUGGAUCUCCACUGUAUCCCGGGGCCGGCAUGAUCGUUAUGGCGAUCGAAGCUGUGCGCCAGCUUGCUACACACGCAAGUCAUCGGAUUAAAGGCUAUAGACUCAAGAACAUUCACUUCCAGAAAGCUAUAACCCUCGAUAAGUCAGAUAGAGGCGUUGAAACCAGGAUCCAAAUGCGCCCACGGAAACAGGUUACGAACAAUCCUAUCCAAGACCGGUACGACUGGCGGGUCUACGCUAUUGCAAACGACGAGUGGACAGAGUGCGCUUAUGGUUCCAUCGAACUCGAGCUGGAUUCCAAUGUGGAAAAGGAGCGAACAACCACCAAAGCUGCUCGCUUUGCACGAUUCUCCGAGAAGAUUAAGGAAGAGUAUAGACAAGAUGCAGAAAUGUGCGUGCUUGGGGUACAUCACACACAAUUCUACGACAACAUCCAAAAGCACUCAGGCUACGACUACGGCAAUGCAUUCCGGCAGCUUCGCGACAUCAAAUACGACCGAUCUGGCCAUGCAUCUGCUAGCCUAUCUCUGAGAAACUAUUUAAACACUAUGCAACUAGCUUCCGAGGACCCAUGCGUAAUACAUCCGACCGCUUUUGAUGCUAUUUUUCAGGCGCAAAUGGUUGCUUUGUCACAAGGUGGCUGGCAACCUAUUCCCACAAUGAUGUUUACGCAUUUGAAGUCACUUUGGGUCUCACACUCUAUUUUCACAGCCCCCGGGAACCCCAAGGUCGCAAUUGCGAGUCACGAGACCAUGCGGACGUUUCGGGAGGUUGAGUGCAGAACUGUGGCGAUUUUUGAUGACUCAUUAGAACCGGUGCUCGUGAGCAGCGGACAGCGUGGCACUGCCAUCACUAGCCUUGCCAAGUCUCUGAGUUUCAUUGGAAAAUCCGUUGGCCAGAUGUCUUACGGAAUUGACUACAAACCAGAUCUUUCUCUUCUUCGCCCUGGGGAGAUACAAGCUUAUAUGGAGUCUGUGUUCCGAAAAGAUGGGAUUCGGCCACCGUUGAAGGAAAAUAUUGAUAGAGCUGAUGCCAUGGCACUCCACUUCGUCGAACUUGUGCUUGAAAAGCUCGACGAAGCAGGCGUGACGAAGUUUGAGGGGCACCUGGAGAAAUAUGUCACCUGGAUGCGUUGGGUGACUGCUAAUCGGCAAAAGUGGACUCUUGAAUCCAGAGGAAGGUCAGAUAUCAAGAUCGAAGAUGUAAUCGCUAACGCCGACCGAGAACCCUCCCAGCGUUUAGGGAAAACUGUCGGUACAAAUCUAUACGAAAUAUUGACAGGUAAAAAAACCCCUUUGGAGAUAAUCUUCGAAGGGGGGCUCGUUGAAGACUUUUAUCACUCCGACAUGUUCUCGCAGAAUGAUACCAAAGUCGGCGCAUACAUGAGAUUUCUGGCACAUGCCAAUCCACAUAUGCGUAUUCUGGAAUUGGGUGCUGGGACAGGUAGUUCUACAGCUCAGAUUCUACCAUCCCUUAUCUGUAACAUUGGAAAUUCACAACAAACCGUUCUUUUUGCUGAAUACGCCUAUACUGAUAUCUCCCCGAGCUUUUUUUCGAAGGCUCAGGAGCGCUUCUCUACUAUCUCAGAGAAGAUGCGCUUCCAAAAGCUGGACCUUGAGUUGGACCCGGUAUCUCAAGGAUUUGAUGAAGGAAGCUAUGAUGUCAUCAUAGCCGGCAACGUUCUUCACGCCACGUCGAACAUGCUGCAUACACUUUCUCGUGUUAAAACUUUACUUCGUCCAGGCGGAAAACUGAUCAUGGGCGAGACCACGAAUCUAGACAAUCUGAGAGACAAGUUUGUGUUUGGUCUCUUGCCAGGAUGGUGGUUACAGAAAGAGAAGUGCUGGACUACAGAUGAGGAGUAUCGCAACCAAGGUCCCCUGUUGACCGAAGAGCAGUGGGCCGAGGUACUCCCAAUGGCAGGAUUUUCUGGCAUCGAAAUGGUUUUCCGAGACCACGACCAUAAGCCAUACCACCGUGUGUCGAUUAUCGUCUCCUCUUCCAUCGAAAACCUGACUUUGAGCCCCCCGGCUGGCCCAUUCACAAUCAUAAUUGAUACCCGCUCGUCGCUACAGCAAUCAAUAGCAGACAUGGUGAAGCUCUCGACUCUUCAGGACCUCGAACCGGACAAACACCCCGUCAUUAUUGACAUCCAAGACACCUUGAGCUAUAACUUUCACCGAACCAAAGUAAUAAGUCUUUUGGAGCUCGAUCAGGUGCUGCUACUUGGCGCCAAUGAGUCAACAUUUAGCGCAGUCAAGAAGAUAAGCCUUGAUUCCGAGUUCGUUCUGUGGGUAACAUCAGGAGGGUGUCCGCCCUCAACCAUUCCUGCGUCAGAAAUAGCCACUGGCUUUGGUCGCACAGUCUGCUCUGAGCGAGAAGACCAAGGCUUUAUUACAUUGAGCCUGCAAGAGCCAGCGCAAAGGAUGUCGGAAGCUGCGAGGCAUAUUGUUCGUGUUCUUGAAAGCCUCAUAUCACGGUCACCUAUCAAGUAUAAAGAAUCCGAAUACAUGGAACUCGACAACGUCAUCAAUAUCCCGCGGGUCUUACCCCAGGUCGGUCUGAAUCAGAUCAUCUAUUCACAUUCUACGGGCCAUCACGGUUUCAAGAUGUAUACGGUCGGAGGCCGGCACCCGAAACCACACAUUAGUCUCAAAAUUGACACGCCGGGACUCCUUGACACGCUAGUGUACGAGGAGGACGCAUUGGGAGAGGAUCCACCGGGAGAAGGCUUCGUGGAAAUUGAGGUUCACUCUACCAGCAUGAACUUCAAAGACGUUGUCAUUGCUCUGGGUCAGGUCCCUGGUCGCAGCUUCGGGUUCGAUGGAGCUGGUAUCAUCUCUAGAACCGGCCCUGGCAGCGAUUUUCAAAUCGGGGACCCUGUUCUUUACUGCUAUGCCUCUGGCGGCGGUUUUGGUACCUUCAUCAAGUGUCCUGAACUAUUGGUGUCGAAAAUCCCCAACAACCUGCCUUUCGAUAUCGCUGCUGCUAUACCUGCGGUAUAUUGCACAGUAGUCUACGCCUUUGACUACGUUGCCCCCUUGAAAAAUGAAGACACCGUUCUCAUUCAUGCCGGAGCGGGUGGAGUCGGUCAGACCGCUAUUCAGCUAGCAAAGAUGAAGGGGGUCUCUGACAUAUUUGUCACCGUGGGGAGUGACCUUAAACGAAAACUUGUUAUGGAUAAGUUCGGUAUCCCAGAAGACCAUAUCUUCUACAGCCGAGACACCACUUUCGCGGAAGACAUACUGGCCGCAACUAGUGGGCGAGGUGUCGACGUCGUGAUGAAUACCCUCGGAGGUGAACUUCUCCAACAGUCCCUCGAGUGUACCGCCCCGCUCGGAAGGUUUAUUGACAUCAGCAAGGCUGACAUAUUGGCCGACAGCAUGUUGUCAAUGUCCGUAUUUGACCGUGGCAUCAGCUUUUCCGCGAUAGACAUGGUGGUUGUCCAGGACACAAACCUCAGUUUGAUGGGCAAGAUCCUUGAGGACGUCGUCAAGUUGUUCAAGGCACAUCCAGAGCUUGAGGUGCCAUCGCCUCUCCACGUGUACCACCCUGGAGAAUUGGAGGGGGCAAUGCGUUACUUACAAAGCGGCAAGAAUAUGGGCAAGGUCGUCGUCAGCUACGCUAGCCAAGGUGAUGAGAUGAAGUAUCGUCCCGCUACGAGACCUUCAUAUCACUUCAGCGACUCUGCGACUUACGUUGUUGGUGGUGGUCUUGGUGGUCUCGGGCGCGAGAUUAUCCGCUGGAUGUACACUCGUGGGGCGAAACACUUCAUCAUCCUUGGCAAGUCGGGAAUCGCCAAGGCCGGCGCAGCCAAGUUCAUCCAGGAGUUGGAGCUCGGCGGUGCCCGAGUAUGGGCCCCAGCCUGCGAUCUCAGUGACCGAAAUCUCCUUCAGAGUAUCUUGAAUGAAGCCACCACAAAAAUGCCGCCAAUUAAGGGUUGCAUCCAAGCAGCCAUGGUUCUGCAUGACAGCACAGUCGAGAAAAUGUCAGCGGAGUCGCUACAUGAGGUUCUUCGACCCAAGGUCACUGGCUCCUGGAACCUUCACGAGCUCCUGCCUGGGACCCUGGAAUUUUUUGUGCUUCUCUCCUCCUUUUGCGGUAUCAUGGGAAACCGAGGUCAAAGCAAUUAUGCCGCUGGCAACACGUACCAAGACGCGUUGGCUCGACACCGUGCCUCGAUGGGCUUGAAGGGCGUGUCCAUCGAUCUGGCUCUUGUUGGAGAGGCCGGCUGGGCACACCAAAAUCACGAGCUCACCGCGAAGAGCUUCCGAGUCGGGCACGGUGGAAUUAAACAGUCAGAGUUGAUGACCCUCCUGGAUGCAGUUUGUGAUCCUUCAUACAACUGCGGCGCACAAGUGGUCAACAUCAUUGACACUCCAGAGAGCCUAUACCGCUUAGCCAAGGCAGACGUUCUUCCAUGGAUGAAGAAACCGCUGUUUAGUGGUGUCAUGCGAAUCGGCGAAAAUGCCUGCUCGACCAUACAGGGCGACAGUGAUCACAGUAACAUGAACGAUGACGAAGAUAAAGUCAGUUAUGUUGAUCUGGUAGUUGCUGCAGCCUCUGUUGAGGAGGCUAGCGAGAUUGUGGCCCAAGGACUUGUGCAAAAGCUAAGUAAGUCCCUUUGUGUUGCACCGGAGAGCCUUGAUAUAGAAAAGGCAGCGUACGUGCUCGGAGUCGACUCCCUAAUUGCUGUUGAAGUCCGAUACUGGUUUGCGAAGAAACUGGGUGUCGAGGUGGCCGUCUUCAAUAUCUUGAAAGACAGAAGUCUACUGAGCCUCAGUAGGGAGGUUGUUCUUCUACUCCGACAGUAG
Molecule: messenger RNA, 7749 nt
Organism: Colletotrichum graminicola M1.001
Lineage: Eukaryota; Fungi; Ascomycota; Sordariomycetes; Glomerellales; Glomerellaceae
Product: KR domain-containing protein
Exons: 10
Coding region: 1-7749 (2582 amino acids)
Biological process (GO): fatty acid biosynthetic process; secondary metabolite biosynthetic process
Molecular function (GO): fatty acid synthase activity; 3-oxoacyl-[acyl-carrier-protein] synthase activity; oxidoreductase activity
Source: RefSeq, a predicted model, not a curated record